Messenger RNA from Histoplasma mississippiense, 423 nucleotides. RefSeq lists its product with no specific name. The coding region runs from base 1 to 423 and encodes 140 amino acids. The record is from RefSeq and is a predicted model, not a curated record. The transcript has 5 exons. NCBI's taxonomy places the organism in Eukaryota, Fungi, Ascomycota, Eurotiomycetes, Onygenales, Ajellomycetaceae.
AUGGACGAUCUUAUAGAACAGAGGCCAGCACCUAUUAUAGGGGGAGCAAACAGCCUCAAGAUAAAACUGGCCAUUUCCAGACUAAAUAACUCCUUGGCGCGAGUUCCCAUUCAAGAUCGUUGUAUUAAGGGUGCAAAUCUUAUGCAUAUGAAAGGGGCUGCUAUGGUGACUCAUGAUUCAUCCUUAACUACUCUGCCGGGGAUGCAUAAAUAUGUUAGGUUCGACAAGGGUACCCGCUUCCGUCGGGCUUGUGAGGUUGACCCUGAGAGAGUUCUGCACUGUAGACACCUCGCCUCACAGAAUCAAAUUAACUUUCAUUGUAACUGUAGUUCCCCAAUGGAUGUUCGACAUUUAACAUCAACCAAUAUUCCCCAAGCCCUGGUGCAGGUGACGGUACCUAGAGCCAAACAGGCUGCCAGGUAA